Molecule: messenger RNA, 414 nt
Organism: Penicillium expansum
Lineage: Eukaryota; Fungi; Ascomycota; Eurotiomycetes; Eurotiales; Aspergillaceae
Exons: 2
Coding region: 1-414 (137 amino acids)
Source: RefSeq, a predicted model, not a curated record
AUGUCGUUCAAAGCAACCCUCGAAGAAACCGCCGCUGGUUGGAUCUUAGAUCUAGAAAGUCGCUCGCUAGAUACUGUUGUGUCCCGGUGGACUGAUGACAUUCACUACAGUCUUCAUCCAGAUACCGAGGGGGUCUUUCCAAUGACCAAGGAACAGUUUCGAACAUACGAACGGGCGGCGGCCUUCUUUGGGCUUUUGAAAUCGUUCAAAAUUACCAUCAACGAGAUGUACACGGAUAUAGAGAAAAGGACGGUGACGAUGCUUUGCAGUAGCAAGGGCGAAUUGGAGGCUGGUCCAUAUGGUACUGAUUAUGUCUUCGUGCUCACCAUGACGGAGGAUGGAAAAAUGAUUGAAAAGCUAUCGGAGUGGCCUGAUUUCCACAAAGUCCAGGCCAUUCUCAGCAAGACCGUCUAG